Molecule: messenger RNA, 1389 nt
Organism: Bufo bufo (common toad)
Lineage: Eukaryota; Metazoa; Chordata; Amphibia; Anura; Bufonidae
Product: gastrula zinc finger protein XlCGF17.1-like
Exons: 3
Coding region: 6-1151 (381 amino acids)
Source: RefSeq, a predicted model, not a curated record
AUCAGAUGACAAAUGAGGGGGGAGAUGUGACUGAUACUAAAGUGGAGGAUGAAGAAGAGCGGAUGAUGGGCGAUCCCCCGUGUAAGAGUGAGGUGGAGGAGGACAGUCCAGUCCAUGUGACCACAGAAAACCACAGUAAGAAGCCUGAUGGAAACGUCCUUUUAUCGCUAGAUUAUAAAGAAGAAGAUCAGGAUAUCAUGCAGCACUCUUCAGGAGAAAACCACGUUACUAUGAUUGUAUAUCCCUUACUUCUCAUCACAGGUCUAUCAAAUAAUCCUCCUAAUAAUGAGGAACCUUCUGGCCAAUCACAGAUUGUUACUGCGAGUCCAGAUCUAUCAAGUAACCAACCUCAUUAUGAGAAAUCUUUUCCUGACCAAUCACAGAUUGUUACCCCAAGUCCAGAUCUAUCAUAUAAUCCUAAUCAAGAGCAACCUUCUCUUGAUGAAUCAAGGAUUGCUACAUCAAGUACUGGGCAAAAAGGGGGUAAAAAGUUUCAUUGUGGGGAAUGUGGAAAACAGUUCAGAUAUAUGUCCGAUCUCUCUGUACACAGAAGAAGUCACACAGGAGAGAAGCCAUAUUCAUGUUCAGAAUGUGGGAAAUGUUUUACACAGAAAGCGAGCCUUGAUCAACAUAAGAGAAUUCACACAGGAGAGAAGCCGCAUUUAUGUUCAGAAUGUGGGAGAUCUUUUUCAUAUAUUUCAAAUCUUGUGAAACAUCAGAGAAUUCACACAGGAGAUAAGCCGUAUUCAUGUUCAGAAUGUGGGAAAUGUUUUAUAGUAAAAGCCAAACUCCAUUAUCAUCAGAGAAUUCACACUGGAGAAAAGCCAUAUUCCUGUUCACAGUGUAAGAAAUGUUUUAGAUAUAAAUCAGAUUGCGUUACACAUGAGAAAAUUCACACAGAAGAAAGGUCAUUCUCAUGCUCAGAAUGUGAGAAAUGCUUUAUAAGUAAAUCAGUUCUCCUUAAACAUGAGAGAAUUCACAAAGAGAAGUUAUAUUCAUGUUCAGAAUGUGGGAAAUGUUUUACAUUUAAAUCAAAUCUCGUUACACAUGAGAGGAUACAUACGGGAGAGAAGCCAUUUUCAUGUUCACAGUGUGGGAAAUGUUUUAACAAGAAAUCAAAUCUUGUUAAACAUGAGCGAAAUCACAUAUGAGAGAAGCCAUAUUCAUGUCCAGAAUGGAAAAUGUUUGUGGAAAAUCAGUUUUUUCAGAUUGUGGGAAAUGAUUUGCAUGGUAGGUUUUAAAACAUGAGCAAAUUCACACAGGAUAGAAGCUGAAUUCAUGUUCAGAAUGUGUAAAACGACUUGACAAGAAUUCAAGUCUUGUUCUACAUCAGAGAAUUCACAAAGAAGAGAAGACAUUUAGAUUUUUUUUGUAUACCAAUAAUGUUUC